CGGCGCCGUCGACGUCACGGCUUUCUAGCAUGUUCUGACGGCAACCGGAUAAAGACUGGAGGAGAGCGGCUCGCGGGACGCUUUGGGGAAGAGUAGUCUCCGCGGGCAGGGUUUGUAACCUGUGGCCUUGCUUAUUAUAUCGCAUUUUUAACGCUUCCCCCCCCACCCCAAAAAAAACACACCAGACGUUCAUUCUUAUUUCCCCCAGAAUCUGGCUGAAAUACCAUCCGCCGGUCUUCUCCCAGCCGCGGUGUUCCGAGUCCUUGCCGCCGCCGGGUUAAUUCAUUUGUCUCGUUUGCCACCUUUUCCCCAGCCGCUCCGACUUGUCACUAUGGCCAAGUGGGGACAGGGCGACCCGCGUUGGAUCGUGGAGGAGCGGGCCGAUGCUACUAAUGUCAAUAAUUGGCAUUGGACAGAAAGAGAUGCCUCGAAUUGGUCCAUAGAUAAGCUUAAGUCACUGUUGCUGGCAGUCAGUGUAGGAAAUGAUGAGGGAGUAUGUAAAGUGACAGAGGUGACCAAGAUGGAUGGUGAAGCUUCAAUUAACAACAGAAAAGGAAAACUGAUUUUCUUCUUUGAGUGGAACAUCCACAUGUCAUGGAUAGGAACUUCAAAAACUGGAAUUAAAUAUAAAGGAACUGUGGAGAUACCAAACCUCUCAGAUGAAAAUGAUAUUGAUGAUGUAGAUGUUACUGUUGGGCUUGCAAAAGAUGAGCCUGACACAAUACUAUUGGCCUUAAUGAAAAGCGAAGGCGUGAAGAAGAUCAGGGAAGCUCUCCUCAAUUACAUUGAUACACUGAAAUUAGAAUUUACUCAGGGAAUGAUCUUGCCAACGGUUAAUGGAGUUCAAAAAGAACCAUCAAAAUCGAAGCCCAAGGUUGAUCAUCAGACAAAGGUUGCUGUGGGGCACUUACCCAGUCAGCUUACAUCAGUUGGGGUCAAGAUUCCAACCUGUAAGUUUAACUUAAAGGACUACUUUAUGACAUCACCAGAAGAAUUAUACAGAAUCUUCAUUACACAAGAGCUUAUUCAGGCUUUCACACAUGCACCAGCAGUUGUUGAGGCUACAAAAGGAGGGAAGUUUCGACUUCUAGAUGGGAAUGUCAGUGGGGAAUUCUUGGAACUGGUUUCCGAGCAACGGAUUAUUAUGAAAUGGAGGUACAAGUCAUGGCCAACUGAACAUUAUGCAACUAUAAAACUAAGUUUCUGCAGCAAGGAUGAUGGAACAGAACUUCAAGUGGAGUGCAAAGGUGUCCCAGUGGGGGAGGAAGAGCAGACGAAAUCAGGGUGGCAGCGUUACUACUUUGAAGGCAUUAAGCAGACUUUUGGAUACAAUGUACGAUUGUUUUAAAGGGAUGAUCUAUCUGAAAACACCUAGCUAACUUAUGAAUACCGAAAAGCUUUAGACCUUUGUUCAUUUCACUGUUCUGUUCAUUCUGUUAGUUAAGCUAACCUGCAACUAUGACAGUGGAUAUUUUCAAAAGAAUGUCCUUUUUUUAUUCCAGCAGCCAAAAAUCUCCAUUCAGUUAAGUACAGCCUUAGAAUGGGAAAGAAUGAGAGUCAAUUGUGUCAAUUGUGAAAUUGAGAUCUGAGAAUUUUCCACUAUAUUGUAGAGAUGUGUAAAAGACUAGAUCUCAUCACCAGUAGUGAUUGCAACAUACUUUCAGUUUUCAUGUUUGUGUGGAUUGAGUACAUGAAGAGCAAAUGAGAGAUUAAAGAAGUUUCUUGCCUUCCCUUAAGUUUUACUUCUGCUUUCUGCCCCUCCCUUUCCCCCUCCCCUCCUCCUGUCUUCCCCCACCUCUCCCACCCACCACCACACUAACUCACCUACAAACCAUAAAUCUCUCAUUCCCUUUUACUCCAUGUGCAGUAUUUGCCUUCAUCUGUGGUAUUUGCCUACUCCCAAAAUCUGAAAAGGGCACCUUUACCUUUUUGCAGCUAUUCAAGAAAAGCAGAUCUCAAACCAACCAUCUGUUUGCAUCUGAUGCUUGUUCACUGAUAAACUCAGUAUAGCAAUGUGACAGUGACAGGAUCAAAUAAAAGCUAGGAGUGGAAGAAAAACUUUACUGAUGGUUUGUUUUUGUCAAAUGUAAUUAUUUUAAAUGACUGGUGGAUUAGGUGCUUUACGUAUGUUCUAAUGUAAUUGCUGUGUCUAGCAAAAACUUUUCAGUUGGGUUUCAGUUAUGAGUUCAUUGAAUUGGACCACUUACAAACUUUAAAUCAUAUGAAAGUCCAUCAAAGCAACUAUUUGCAAAACUGUGAAACUUGUUUUGUUUUCAUUCCAUAACAGGCAAUACUGCAUCUUUCAAAAGAACUGCAAGGGAGUAAAUAUUCAGAUUUCCUAAUUUAACACUUUUUUUUUCCCUCAAAAGUCAGCUUGAAAUUAAAAAAAACUAAUGAGCACAUAGAAUAGGUAGUCUUGAUACUGGCAUUGGAAAUGCUAGAGCAGAGCAUUGUGCAUGUUUUUUUUUAAAUUUGCCUUUCAAAUUAGAAUUAUGCAGUUUGCUGAAAGUAUGAGCUAAUAAUGACAGGCUGAAGGAAGUACAGCAUUUGAAAAUCUCCAGAGUACUGAGGUUCAAUAUUUGAAAAAAAAAACAAACCACUGAAAAUAAAUCUGAGUUAAGUAGGAACAUAAAGCAAGAGGAAUUGAGUUAGAGUGGAGGUAGGUGUGAGUGGAAAAGAGAAAACUUAAGUGAAACUCUGGAAAGAAUUGCAUUUUAAAAUCAACUAGCAAUGUCCUAGGGAAAUUUGAUUUCACUGUUAAAUUGGAUCGUGAAGAAAGAACUAGGUGCUACAAAUAUAAGGUACUCAACAAUGAAAUUCAGAAAAUUUGAGAUAAAUCUGUGGCAUUUGAAGCAAGUAGCAUCAAUUCAUUUUAAGGAAAUCUAGGUAAAUAUUAGAAAGGAAUAGAAAAGUCUGGUAAUACACAGCAGGUCUGACAGCGCAUGUGGAGAGAAAACAAAAGUUUAGAAUCAACUGGGGGAAGAAAAGUUGGAUAUGUAAUAGUUUUAAUCAAGUAGAGGAUGAGUAGCAGGUGAGCUAGAGUAACAAUUGCCUAUGGGAGGUGGUUGGGAGAGAUUAAGUGACAGCAGGGGUUAUAGUGCAAAGUAAUUGCACACUUGACAGUUUUCUGCACUUGGAAUUUGAGUUCAGCAAUUUCAGAUCAUCUACAUGUUUUAGUUUUUAAUGGCAGUUAGUAAUAAUAUUGUCUGUUCCCUCUCUCAUCAGAUUUUUCUAGUAUGGAGGGUAAAAGGUAACUCCCUUUUUAUUUGUCUUGCCAAAAUUAUUCCUUUUUGUCAUUUCAUCUUGAUUUCCACAGCAACUUUUUUGAAAAAAAGAUUGCAGGUGAACAGCCAUUUUAUUCCAGCUGACAGCAGACUGGGGCAAAUUAUCCAGGAGUUGAUUGCAAUUCAAAACAAACAAGAUAUCUCCUCCUCUCCACAAAUUGCUGACUAUGUUGUGUGCCUUUCAACUCUGUGAGAAAGGUUUAUUCAGAUUGAUUGGAUCAAACUACAAGAUUUAAUUCGGGUGACUUAUGCAUUGUGCUUUUUGUGGAACUAAAGUUUUUUUAAGCCUGCUCUCGAGUUGGCAACAGUGGAUUGGUAGAUAUUUGAUUAACAUACUGAAUUGUCUGAACAGUAGGUGUAGGUUGGUUGUCCAUUCCCAUGUACAUAUGACACUGUGACAACUAACUUUAUUAAAUACAAUUUCUACUUAA
Molecule: messenger RNA, 3715 nt
Organism: Chiloscyllium plagiosum (whitespotted bambooshark)
Lineage: Eukaryota; Metazoa; Chordata; Chondrichthyes; Orectolobiformes; Hemiscylliidae
Product: activator of HSP90 ATPase activity 1b
Biological process (GO): positive regulation of ATP-dependent activity; protein folding
Cellular component (GO): cytosol
Molecular function (GO): ATPase activator activity; protein-folding chaperone binding
Source: RefSeq, a predicted model, not a curated record